UGAUCAGAGCUGAGACGCCAUUACAGGGAGUGAGAUCUCUGCUGGAAAACACACAUUUGGAGUUUAUUAAGUGAAGAGACUAAAAGCUGGUGAGUCCUGCUACUGAAAAAUACAUUUAGAAUGGCUGAGAGAGCUCUUGUUGAAAGUUUCCUGAGCUGCCAUGUGUGUUCAGAGACUUUCAGAGAUCCUGUGUCUCUGAGCUGCAACCACAGCUUCUGUUCAAGCUGCCUGCAGAAAUUCUGGGAACAAGCUAAAAACAAAAACUGUCCCAUUUGUAAAACAAAGUCCUCAAAGGAAUUUUCAAAUGUGAACUUUGCACUUAAGGAACUGGCUGACUCCUUUACUGGGAGACAGAAAGCUGGAUCAUCUGAGACAGAAAAAGGAGAGAAGAAGGAGGAGGUGGUGUGUAGUAAACAUCAAGAGGAGCCUAAAUCAUUCUGUAAGGAUGAAGAUAGAGCUGUGUGUCCUGGCUGUGAAUUUUCUCUCCACCAGAGUCACAAGGUGGUUCCUAUAGAACAAGCAGUCAGUGAGCUGAAGGACCAGCUGAAAUCUGACUUAAAGUCUCUGCAGGACAAGAGGGACAAAUACAAACAAGUGGAGGAAACAUACAAUGAAGUGAUUCAACACUCCAAGAAGCAGCUGUUGUCCACAGAGAGGCAGAUCAGAGCAGAGUUCAACAAGCUCCAGCAGUUCCUGAAAGAGGAAGAGGAGUCCAGACUGGCAGCUCUGAGGGAGGAAGAGGAGCAGAAGGGGAAGACUAUCAGCAGAGAGAUGAAGAUGAUUGAGGAGCAGAUCUCCUCUCUGUCACACAGUAUCUGUGCUGUUGAAGAAGAGCUGCAGAAACACAAGGUGCCAUUCCUCAGCAGUUAUAAAGCCACUCAGAGCAGAGCCAGAGUCCAGUGCUCACUGUCAGAUCUACAGCUGGUCUCAGGAGCGCUGAUAGAUGUGGCCAAACACCUGGGCAACCUGUCCUUCAGAGUCUGGGAGAAGAUGAAGGACAAGGUCCACUUCAGUCUUGUCAUUCUGGACCCAAACACUGCAUGCCCCCGUCUCUGUCUGUCUGAUGAUCUGACCAGUGUGAGACGUGGAGACACAAAGCAGCAGCUUCCUGACAAUCCAGAGAGACACACUAAGUAUGCAGAUGUUCUGGGCUCUGAGGGCUUCAGCUCAGGGAAACACAGCUGGGAGGUGGAGGUGGGAGACCAUCCUGACUGGGAUGUAGGUUUGGCUAAAGAGUCAGCUGACAGGAAGGGAGAGAUAUCUGCUACACCAGAAGAUGGAAUCUGGUGUUUAUCACAUGACAGUGGAAAAUACACUGAUGUUGUUGGUGAGACUGUCACAGUGAAGAAGAGUCUCCAGAGGAUCAGAGUCCAGCUGGACUAUGACAGGGGGGAGGUGUCCUUCUACGACCCUGAAGACAUGACUCACAUCUACACUCACAGAGACACUUUCACUGAGAAACUCUUCCCACUUUUCUAUCUUGGAGCAGCUGGUGAUGCUAAAACUGCUGAUAUCAAAAUAUGUCACACUGAGAUUUCUCUGUGAUGUUCAGAAAUGUUGGUGUUAGUGAAGACUUUACUCUGACUUCACUGUUUGUCUUCAUGUCAUUGGGAUAAUUAAGACAAUACACAGUUAAUCCAGAAAGAUGUGUUUCUAAUAACCAAACUGCAUUACAUUAUCAGGUGAUGAACUUUCAUGCAGGUACAAAUCAAGGCUGAUUUUUGAAUGAUAUAUUCUUUAACAUAGUCAUCAGCAUCUUGUUUUGAGUCAGACAACACUGUAUAGUCGUAUCAGUCAUCAGCUUUAGUUUGAGAUAUUAUUGGAGUCUUUUAUGAGGUAAAU
Epinephelus moara (kelp grouper) is the source of this 1842-nucleotide messenger RNA. RefSeq names its product zinc-binding protein A33-like. Lineage: Eukaryota; Metazoa; Chordata; Actinopteri; Perciformes; Serranidae. Gene Ontology annotation, molecular function: zinc ion binding; protein binding. Bases 121 to 1545 code for a protein of 474 amino acids. The transcript has a single exon. The record is from RefSeq and is a predicted model, not a curated record.